Brettanomyces bruxellensis is the source of this 1389-nucleotide messenger RNA. It is a transcript of the gene NFS1, whose product is annotated as cysteine desulfurase. Gene Ontology annotation, biological process: [2Fe-2S] cluster assembly. The coding region runs from base 1 to 1389 and encodes 462 amino acids. Lineage: Eukaryota; Fungi; Ascomycota; Pichiomycetes; Pichiales; Pichiaceae. The record is from RefSeq and is a predicted model, not a curated record. Gene Ontology annotation, molecular function: pyridoxal phosphate binding; cysteine desulfurase activity. The transcript has a single exon. Gene Ontology annotation, cellular component: mitochondrion; nucleus; cytosol.
AUGCUUUCUACAAGUGCAAUAAGAGGAAUUAGUGCAACUGGUUUGAACAGAAUGGCCACAGCAACAGCAACGGCAACAAAGACGGCAACAAAGACUGCAACAAAGACAGAGGAGAAGACGCAGGAAAAAACACAGUUUCAUCUGAAUUUCAAGAACUUCAACAGAGAUGAUACGAAGUAUGGUCAUAGACCAAUAUACAUGGAUAUGCAGGCAACAACGCCCGUGGAUCCUAGGGUUUUGGAUAAGAUGCUUCCAUUUUUCACUGGUUUAUACGGUAAUCCACACUCCUCUACGCACGCAUAUGGCUGGGAAACCGAUAAGGCUAUUGAGCAAGCAAGAAAAAACGUUGCUGACGUUAUUCACGCUGAUCCAAGAGAAAUUAUCUUUACAUCAGGAGCAACUGAAUGUAACAAUACUGCAUUGAAGGGUGUUGCUCACUUUUAUGGUAAGAGAAAGCACCACAUCAUCACGACACAAACUGAGCACAAAUGCGUUUUGGAUUCGUGCAGACAUCUACAAGAUGAAGGCUUUGAUAUUACGUAUCUAUCAGUCAACGAGGAUGGAUUGAUAGAUUUAGAACAGCUUGAAAAAUCUAUCAGAAAGGACACGUGCCUUGUUUCUGUGAUGGCUGUGAACAACGAAAUCGGAGUUAUUCAACCUAUAGAAGAAAUCGGAAAAAUAUGCAGAAAGCAUAAGGUUUUCUUCCACACAGACUGUGCCCAGGCCUACGGAAAGAUUCCUAUUGAUGUCAACAAGAUGAACAUCGACUUGAUGUCAAUUUCUUCGCAUAAGAUCUACGGUCCUAUGGGCAUAGGUGCACUCUACAUCAGAAGACGUCCAAGAGUGAGAAUUGAACCACUUAUAAACGGAGGUGGUCAAGAAAGGGGUCUGAGAUCUGGAACCCUUGCUCCUCCUUUGGUUUGUGGUUUUGGUGAGGCUGCUAGAUUGGUCCGGGAAGACUAUGAUUACGACCAUGCUCAUAUCAAGAAGCUUUCAGAUAAGCUUGUCAAGAAUUUGAUGUCCAUUCCUUACACGACAUACAAUGGAUCGAAGGAGCACCAUUUCCCAGGUUGCAUAAACGUUUCCUUUGCGUACAUUGAAGGUGAGUCUCUAUUGAUGGCAUUGAAAGAUGUCGCCUUGAGUUCUGGAUCUGCAUGUACUUCUGCUUCUUUGGAACCAUCUUACGUUUUGCAUGCUAUUGGUGCCGAUGACGCAUUGGCCCACUCUUCUAUCAGAUUUGGUAUAGGAAGAUUUACCACUGAAGAUGAGAUUGAUUAUGUUAGUGAUGCAUUGAGGCAGAGAGUCAAGUUCUUACGGGACUUGAGUCCUUUGUACGAAAUGGUGCAGCAGGGUGUGGAUUUGAGUACUAUUCAAUGGGCAGGCCAUUGA